AUGAGCCACAUUCAACCCCAGAAAAUGUUGCUUGUUUGUGUUGUUUUCCUUGUGGAUUUCAUCAUCAAAAGCAUCAUCACAGCUCUCAGGCCUGGGCUGAGAGCAAUACCUGGCCCUUUCAUUGCAAGGAUCUCAUCUCUCUAUCGCCCAUGGAAGAUAUCAAAGGGCGAUGCUCCAGACUUCUACCGGCGGCUUCAUGAAACAUAUGGCCCCAUUGUCCGCACGGGGCCAAAUACCGUGGACAUCUCAGACCCAAAGGCCAUUUCAACCAUAUAUGGCAUCAACAGCAAAUUUCUCAAAUCACGUUUCUAUGACACAUUCCACCCCGUAUAUGAAGACGAGCCAAUGCCGAGCAUGUUCUCUGUCCGCGAUCCAGUACAACAUCAAGCCCUACGCCGACCAGUAGCGCAGAAAUUCUCGAUGUCGUCGAUCAAGGCCCUGGAACCUUGCGCGGAUGAGUGCACAAAGAUCUUCAUGGACGCGAUGAGAGAUUUGGAAGGGCAAUGUAUUGAUCUGAGUGCAUGGCUGCAGUGGUAUGCAUUCGAUGUAAUCGGCGUCAUUACGUUCCAGCGGCGUUUCGGUUUCAUGGAGAAGCGAAAAGAUGUCAAUGGGAUGAUUGACGCUCUUGAUAAGGGCCUUCAUUAUGGUGGGAUAGUAAGUCAGGUUCCGGCGCUGCACCAUUGGCUUUUGGGAAAUCGCUGGGUUGCGAAGUUCAUAGCCUUGCAGCCAUUUAUUCAUGUUGCUCAUCCGCUGCGCACAACCUUGGAGGUGGCUGAGCACACUGGCCGGCCAGACUUCCUCGCUUGGCUACGAGGUGAAGAAACGAAGGGUAAACCAAUGUCGAACCGAGAUAUGAUCAAUCAUCUAAGCAACAAUCUGCUUGCAGGAAGCGAUACUACUGCUAUCGCGCUCCGAGCAAUCAUCUAUUUCCUCGUCAAGAAUGUGUCAGUAUACAACAAACUGCAACAUGAGAUUGACGAGGCCGAUCAAACAGGCAGGAUUUCUGAGUACAUCACUUAUGCAGAGUGCCUUGAGCUACCAUAUCUCCAAGCCGUGAUGAAAGAAGCGAUGCGAUGCCACCCAAGUGUCUCAUUCCCCUUGGAACGGGUAGUCCCUGAAGGUGGAGCAAUAUUCUCCAAUAUCCACUUACAGCCAGGGACGAUUGUCGGUAUCAAUCCAGCAGUGAUCCACCGCGACAAGACCAUCUUCGGAGACGAUGCAGAUGCAUUCAGACCCGAGAGGUGGACUGAGUCAAGUGAGGACCACAUCAAGCUUAUGGAUCGACAUUUGAUGACGUUUGGAUUUGGAUCCCGGACCUGUAUUGGGAAGAAUAUCUCCAUUAUGGAGAUGGAGUGGAAUGUGCAGACGUUCUUCUUCGCCAAGCAGCAUGGCUUGAAAUGUCGUCUACGUGCCCGUUCAGAACAUGCGCAACGAUGA
Molecule: messenger RNA, 1437 nt
Organism: Penicillium salamii
Lineage: Eukaryota; Fungi; Ascomycota; Eurotiomycetes; Eurotiales; Aspergillaceae
Source: the annotation of a GenBank genome assembly